AACGGCAUAUAUACUACAAAGAGAAAGAUAGAAAGCUGCACAUCAUGGGGGAUGUAGGCGACCUCAAAGAGGAAGAAAUGAAAAAGAAAGACAGUAGAAAGUCGAGUGCAACGAGCUCGAACUCUGACAUUGACGUUUAUCAUUAUGCAGACGAAGAAGAAAAAUUAUCCUGUGGGGAACAGUGGCGUCGUUACCCGAAACAUGUUUUAUUCAUUGUUGGAAUGGAAUUUUGUGAAAGAUUUUCAUAUUAUGGAAUGAGAUCUGUUUUACUUCUGUACUUGAGAAAUUAUUUGAAAUUUGACGACGAUACGGCAACUGCUGUUUAUCACGCAUUCACGGUACUUGCAUACUUUACUCCGGUUAUUGGGGCUAUCAUUGCUGAUUCGUACUGGGGAAAGUAUAAAACGAUUAUACUUCUGUCCAUUGUCUACAUAUUUGGUCACAUCAUUAAAACAAUUGGAUCCAUACCAUUUAUUCCUUCUGCGACCGCCCAUGUUGUACUAUCCAUGCUUGGAUUAUUCUUCAUUGCAUGUGGAACUGGUGGGAUAAAACCGUGUGUAUCGUCCUUCGGUGGUGACCAAUUCAAACCAGAACAGACCGUCGUGCGAAAACAGUUUUUCUCGCUGUUUUACUUCGCAAUCAACGCUGGAAGUUUGAUAUCGACAUUUGUGACUCCUAUACUAAGGGCUGAUGUUGAUUGUUAUCCCAAUCAGACAGAUCCAAUAUUCGACGAAUGCUACGCACUUGCCUUUGGAGUUCCAGCAGCACUCAUGUGUGUCGCCCUCAUUCUCUUCGUUGCCGGUUCGAAAUGGUACACAAAAAAUCCACCAGAAGGAAGCGUAUUCUGGAGAUUUUGUCAUUGCAUUGGAUCAGGUAUAAAACACUGGUACAAAACUCCGAAAAAAGAAAGGACCAAGGAACACUGGCUUGAUAAUGCAAAGGCAGACGAGAAAAUGAUCAGAGACACAAAAUACGUUCUUCGAGUUUUCAUUCUCUUCAUUCCUCUUCCGUUUUUCUGGGCGUUAUUCGACCAACAAGGUUCACGUUGGACACUCCAGUGCAUUGAAUUAGACGGGCAUUUGGGUAACAUACAUCUAAAGCCAGAUCAAAUUGAAACCCUCAACCCAAUCUUCAUCGUGACGUUGAUUCCUUUAUUCGAAGUUACUUUGUAUCCUUUCCUAAGAUAUUUAAAACUCGACUUCACUCCUCUGAAGAGAAUGACACUCGGAUUAUUUCUUGCUGGAGUUUCUUUUAUUCUUGCCGCUAUACUGCAAAUUGAAAUUGAGAAACGAAUUACGCCGUUGCCAGGGCGGGGAGAAUAUGCUAUUCGCAUAUUAAAUGAAGCUAAUUGCGACCUGCAAAUUGGAACAAAUGACUCGAAACUUACUUUUAAUGUUAAUAGUGGCAAUAUCAGUGAUUCGCAGAAUUUCCAAUUCAUUAAUGUAAAUCAAUUUCCUGAGAUAACAUUGACGUAUGAAUCUUGUACGGGAAACGAGAAAACAAAAAAUAUAAAACCUACUGCAGAAACCGUGUAUGAUGUAUUAUUUCGCGGAGAUGCAGAUGAAGACGAUUACGUUACCUCCGAAGAAAUGAUAAUUGACAAAUCUGAAGAUGGUGGCGGUAAAUUUUCGUUUGUAAAUGCCCGGAUUGGUCAAAAUCUAACGGUUCAUAUUACUGAUGGAGAUCCCAAAGUAGUUCACAUGGAGGGAGGAGAAAAAUCAGAGGAAAUUUUAGUGGAUAUUGGAAAUACGAACUUUGAAGUGCAAGAUUCAGAUAAAAAUAGCCUUUUUAGCGGUUCGAUCGAUGUCGAAGUUGGAGCUGUUUAUACUAUUGUGUUAAACGACACUUCUUAUUAUACGAGAUUAGAUUUGAAUCCAAGUUCCCUCAGCGUCGCCUGGAUAUUUCCACAGUUUUUCAUUAUAACAGUUGGUGAAGUAUUUCUUUCUGUUACUGGACUGGAAUUCUCGUAUACUCAGGCACCACCCAGCAUGAAAUCUGUUGUAACGAGUAUUUGGUUGCUGACUGUAUCAUUUGGGAACAUUAUCGUUCUUAUUAUUACCGGAGUACAAGGAAUAGAAUCCCAAGUUGGCGAAUUUUUACUUUUUGCGGGACUUAUUUUUGUAGCCAUGAUUGUGUUCAUCAUAUUGGCUUAUUUUUACGUUCCAGUUGAUGAAGAUGAAUUUGAAGAGGAAAUGAUGGAGGAGCAUCGGAGAAAAGCCCGUCUUGAAGCCGGUGAUCCACCCGAUGAAAAAUCACUAUCAUCUUUAGAUUCGAAGGGAAAAACUGAAAAUGUGUACGAGAAUAUUGCUUUCAGCCCUGGAAAUGAUGACUUUGCAAAUGAUAACCACUAUGUUACUGAGCUUUAGAUAGGAUAAAUUUAGAGAUAAAAGUGUUAACAUACUGGGAAAGUGUUAAAAUAAAAAUAAAACGAUGUUUUAAGAUUAUUCAUUGCCUUUUAUAAUAACUUAAUGAUGAGUACAUAGAAACAAUGACCUUAUUUUAAAGCAUCGUACUAUUCUAAAUUAUGUGCAACAAAUAAUUUUUGGGUUUCGAUAUUCUUCGAAAAAUCAAUCAAUUUAAACUUAUAAAUAAAAAUAUCCAAAUUAUCUUAACAAUACAUUUAAACGCUUUAGUUGGAAUAUUCGGAGAAGCCUAAACAGAAAAGUUUUUAUACCUAUAUCAUAAAAUUCUAGAAUAAACACACUUACUCGUUAACUCAUUUAGCGGGAAUUAUUUGCAUAUGACAUAUUAACCUAAAAAUGUAAUAUUCAAUAUAAUCUUGACAUAAGACAGAUAAUGGUAGUUGUACCAAACACUCUUAAAACAAGCAUUUGAUCCCAAUAUCGUUUUUACAUUCAACAAAUAAUAAACUUAAGAAGAAUCACAAUCUCGACUAAUCGGUCGAGUUUCUGCUUGUUCCCAAAAUUCGCCAGUAAUCCAUGCGGACAAGCGUUUUAGUUAUUUUAUGAAUCGACCCACUGCUGAUAUAUCUUGUUUAUCAUCGGGGCGGUUUAUCAUCAUCGAAUUUCCCACUUAACUGUGUAUAUUAUUCUCAACAUUUUCAGCUUCUAUAUUUAGUUUUAAUUCUAAUAAUUUUUCUAAGUGCAUUCUUAUCAUCUUUUGAAUUGAAAUUAUGUGAUAUAUCAGUGAUUUUGAAAUACAUACUUAAAUUAAAACAAUUCUUGUAGGCCA
Molecule: messenger RNA, 3192 nt
Organism: Styela clava
Lineage: Eukaryota; Metazoa; Chordata; Ascidiacea; Stolidobranchia; Styelidae
Product: solute carrier family 15 member 2-like
Biological process (GO): oligopeptide transport; transmembrane transport
Cellular component (GO): membrane
Molecular function (GO): transmembrane transporter activity
Source: RefSeq, a predicted model, not a curated record